Molecule: messenger RNA, 9456 nt
Organism: Phlebotomus papatasi
Lineage: Eukaryota; Metazoa; Arthropoda; Insecta; Diptera; Psychodidae
Product: pleckstrin homology domain-containing family G member 5
Exons: 13
Coding region: 2325-5969 (1214 amino acids)
Biological process (GO): endothelial cell migration; Rho protein signal transduction
Cellular component (GO): endocytic vesicle; plasma membrane; axon
Molecular function (GO): guanyl-nucleotide exchange factor activity
Source: RefSeq, a predicted model, not a curated record
CAUGUUGCAAUUUUCACCCGAUAUAUAACCUUUGCCGAAAACCGCAAGUCGAUAUCUCUUUUAGUUUAGGAGCUAUUAAGCUCCAAAGAGAGGCCGGCCGGUCGGAAACGUAAAUUAGCCACAUAUAUAUUCGGAAUCAGGAAGUGGCGAAACACAUUUUGGCCAAGUUUGAGCUCGAUCGGACGUCAUGAAAUUUUGUUAGGAUUAUAGUAGGUGAGAUUGUUAAGAAUCUCACCUAAUACGCUUCCUAGUUAAUUUAACGACAUUUUCGUAUGAAGAUGAAAUGUCGGAUCUGUAUAAUCCCUAAAAGUUUUUAGAGGGAAAGGGGAGGGUUGGGUAAAAUGAGGUGCAGACAGUGUGACGCCAAAAAACCAAAAACUUCAGAUUUCCAAAAUUCUACCAAAAUACUACCUCUUAAGUGGUUCAAAAAAUAUUAAUAACUUAAAAUCGAAUAAUUAUGUAUAUUGCUCUCUCUGUGGAGUUUGACCAAUAAUAGAGUUCCUUCUCGAAAGUUCAUCGAGCAGCUCCCAAAGAUUCGGACUCUUUACCACAUUUUUCUUUUAAAAAAAAAUCAAUAACUUAUAUUUAAAUGUGAACUAAUGAAAAAAUUGAAAAAUUAUUUUACUAUCGUACUUUCGAGUGUGAAAUUUACAAAGCCAACAUUUUAUAUACAGUAGAGUCUCCUAAAUUCGAAAGCUCGGGGGGUAUUUUUGGCAUUUCUCACCUCCCAAAUUCGAACGAUUUUUUCAAAACUAACGAAAUUUGUGUGAGAUUAAAUUGUACUUUGAAUCAAAUUUCCGUACUUUCUCGCAAGUUUUAGUGGUAACAUACUUCCUUUUCAUUUUACACGACCAUAAUGUAUGUAAACAUUCAGGAAGAAGCACAUAAAUAUGAUUUUCAUUCACCAAGAAUACGAACUUUCUAACAUAACCUCACAAUUGACAUUUUGAAUCCAAACGGCGUUCGAAUUUGAGAGAUUCAGAUUUGAGAGACUCGACUGUAAUAUUAAGGUUACUGUUUUUAAUUUGUAUUUCACUGUGAUAAGAAGUAUCGCGCAGAACUGUAAGCUUCAUCCGCGUACGAGGUGAAGCAAUAUCAAAAUGCAUCUACACAAUUUGUAUCAAUGCCAAACAUUAAUAUGCGUUAGGUGAAGAACUUCCGAGGUAUUUUGUUCGUUGACUAAUUGGCACAUUUCUGGGGUAAACACAUGAUUGUUUUUUUUGUGUAUGUAGAAUUUUCCUGGUGCUCCAAAAGUAUAAUUUGUAAACUCACGAUAAUUGUGCGCGAUACCUUAUUUCCACGGAAUUUCUCGCGAUAGUAGAGGCUUAUUUCAUAAAUAUUGUGUGCCUUUGUUGAAGGUUCAGCUGUAUUUACCAUUUAUUUAUUUAUUUAUUUAUUUCGAAAAAAAAUCAUCGAAGAGACGAGCGGCUUGAGUGUGUGUGAUUUACCUGUUAAUUAGUAUGGCAUAAGGUGUCAUUCGCAGUGAAAUUAACGUGGCUCAUCCUCGAUCUUUUUCAUUUAUUUAUCUCUGGUAAAUUUUAUUUUACAAAUACAGAGAUAUUAAGUAAUAUUUUUUUUUGCGUGAGAUAUUCCAGCAAAAGAAGUUUUAGCCCAUGUGACUGGGUGGAAUGUGUUUUUAUUUCUGGUGAGAUACUGUUUGAUUGAGCUGGAAGAAUGUGGUGCAGUUAGUCAUUUUGAGAGUGGAGUGGAAGUUGGUGAUUUCAUCUCCAGACACUUACGUAAUGCGGCUAAUAUUAAUAAAAAAGAGUACCUCACAGUGAAAUAACAGAAAUUGAAGGUGGAUGGAAGAAAGUGACAAAGAGAAUGUGAAUCUUCCGGUGUUCACCUGUUGAAAUUGUCUCAGUGUUUGUCUCUUUGCACACGUUCGCAGGUGGGAAAAAAAUAUUAGAGAGAAUCAUGCUCAUUUAUCAACAAAAAAAAAAAAAACCUCUGAUAACACCUCUGGAAGAAGUCUGUGUGUUUGAGAGAAUAUUUCGGGCGGUAGUGUUUCUCCGUGAAAGAUAAUAAACACCCAGAAACUCUCUGUCUUUAGUGUAACAGAGACUUAAAGUUGAAGUCGUUUUUUCCCCCUGACCAGAACAAUGUUCCACAGAUUCUUAUUGUGUUUUCCUCAAGUCUCAAUUUGUGUUGAUGUAAUAUUUUUAAUCUGACAACAAACACUACGUGUAUCAAUUUAACUUACUCAAACCCUGCCAGUGAUAAGUUUUUUAUCGCUCCGCAGCAAGUUCACAAGUGAAGUUUGUGUGGUGCUUAAAGUGUUUGCCUAACUAUCCGUGUACCUUUAGAAGUGAGAAAAAAUAGCAAUGAACAAAUCAAAAGGAGGAAAAGCGGGAAAUAAAAAGGGUGCUAAAUCAUCAAGUACCACAGAUAAUGGGGCAAAUGAGAAGAAAAAACCUCCGGGGCGCAAGAAUAAAUCCAAUGCCAAGAUCAGCAAGAAGAACAGUAUUACCGAAGUGAUCCCACCAACACCCAUCCCAGUCCCAAAGGAACAGCCUAUUCCCGAAGGGAAAAAGCUCGAGCGAUCAAACAGUUUCAUUUCUCGCGGUCUCUCAAAGCUGUAUAACACUCUAGCCGGUAGUCGCGAUGGCAUCAACAAAACCAGCUCCGGGGAGAGUAUCGAGAGUCACGACAAAGUCCCAGAACCACCGACUUUUCUAAGACGCAGCAGAACUCUGGGAACAAUAUCCCUGAGGAAGCAGCGCAGAAGUAUGCCAACGCCACUUGAACAACUCACGGAAGAAAGUGAGCAUAGGAAUCGCGAAGAGGAUGCAGAAAUUCUGGGCCUACCAUGUGUUGACGAGGCAUCCUCUCAAGGCAUGGGGUCAAAAUUCAGUGGUUCAAGAGAGUCUCUGGGUAGUAGUUUUUUGGGACGACUUAAGAGAACCUUUAGCAUCACUUCUGAUAAACGGAGACAAGGACUAAACAACAGAUGGUCAGCAUCGCUUCAGAAUCUGCAGCAAAUGGACAAUAUGGUCAGUUAUGAAGAUUUAAGCUUUAUCAAUUACGAUGAAUUUAAUCAAAUUGAGAAGCAAGUUGAUAGAGUUCUCAGUCAAUUGGACGUUAAGGCGUCCUCAGUGGUAGACUCACCUGUCCCGCCAAAAGUGCCAGAAGUAGUAAAGAGGGUUAAGAAACGAGAGAAGAAAGUAUCGUACAAAUUCCAAAAUGAAUGGGAUGCUAAUUUUGACAUGGACAAAAAUCUCUAUCGGCAGAGUUUGGACACUGAUAAACUCCAAACUCUUAGUCGUGUUAAUAGAAAAUCCUUCCGAUGGAGCAAUGCCUUUGAACCUGUUCCCACAGAUUACCUGCAAUUGGAUACUGUCCAAAAUUCAAGAAAAGUGCCAGAUUCCGGUGAAAGAACCAUUCCUACGACACCAAUUGGUCAUCCCACCACAUUGAAUCACACCACAUCACUACCAAUCCUCAUUCAUCAGGAUUUGCAGCCACAAGAUGCAUGGACAAAAUCCCGCAGUUUGACACAUUUAGAUUCUAUUGAAUCACAACCAGCGAAUUUAGAUGGGCAGAUUGCUAGUAAUACAUCACCAAAUGUUAUUCAAGACAAACGACCAAAUUUCUUCACGAUUGUUUUCAAUGCAAAAGAUAAGGAAUUUGUUCCUGUUGCUGAUGGUGUACCCUUAGGUGUAGCAAUCAAGAGCAGCCUCAUCAAAAGGAAUUUAAGUUUCUCUCAAUUGUCCAUUAAUGAAGAUUAUCCGAUAACCGGAGAUUCAUCGUCAUAUUUAAAGUAUUUAGUUAGUUUGGACAGGGAUGUCGACGUAGGUCAAUUGGCAGGAAAGACUUUGAUUGUUACAGGAAAAAAUCCAAAGAGACAGAAAAGUGGUCAUUCACUGAGGAAAGCAUCUUCAGUUGGAUCACGCAGAACAGGAGAUUCUGCAACGUCAUUUGACGAUGAUCCAAGGAUCCAACCAAAAUCCCGAUCACUCUCUAAUUUCUUCCUAUCAGGUGCUUCUCUGUCAAGCAUUAAACUUGUACAGCAGAGUGGACUUUGUGAUAUCCUCAGUGAAUUUAUGGUCUAUGGCAUACCCAAUGCUACAUCUUCCUACACCUGCAAUUACCCUGAUUUCCAAGAUGCCCUCAAUUACCUAGGUAAUCCACACAAUGCCUGGAGCGAUUUUGUCAACUGCGAAGGCCUCUCAGAUCUCGAGAAAUUACUCCAAUCGCGACUAUGGGAGAUCGUUAUGACAGAAGUAAAGUAUAUUUUUGCACUUCAAACUGUUACUGAUCACUUUCUGGCCUGCAUGAAUGCCCUAAAUGCCAAAGAUUUACUUUUGGAUGUCAACAAGAAAAAGCUCUUUUCCAACAUUUGGGAACUCUGUGAGGCAAAUUUAACUUUUUGGACUACAUUUGUCUAUCCAAUGGUACGAUGGAGUAUUGAUACAGCACAACCACUUAAGAUAAGUUUUCUGGAACCGGGAUUUCUUUCAUUUGCCGAAAUUUUUGGACCCUACAAAAAAUUCUGCUCAGAACAGACCUCAUGUGUUAACUACUGCAAACAUCUCACACGUUCCAAUAUUUUCUUUUCGGCGUAUUUAACUUGGUGUGAAGCCCAUGAAUUGUGUCAGAGACUGAAAUUGGCAGAUAUCCUUGUUACACCAAUGCAGAGACUCACCAAGUAUAAGCUCAUUCUGAACACCAUCAAACAGGAGAUGGGAGACCAGAUUAUUAUUGAAAACUUGACUGAAAUGAUUGAAUCGGUUGGUAACUUUGUAAGCAGCGUGGAUUCCUCUUUAUCCGAUAUACAAGGCAUGGAGCGUCUUAGAGGAGUUAUUGCACGAAUUGACGGUUAUGAUGUUGUGGAUAAAAGUGGCGACACUUUGGAUUGUAUGGCAAGGCAGUAUAGCAGUAUGUUUGACUUGAGUGACUCGAUUGAAGGAUGUGCUGUGGAAACGACCCGCCAUGUGUUCAUGGAGGGUGACCUAAAAUUCAAGGACUUCACAGGCAAGUUCGACGUCCACUGUUUCCUGCUGACAGACAUUCUGCUCGUUUGCAGGAUAAACACCAAGAAGACUCCGUGUGAACUCAAGGUUUGCCGAACGCCAUUCUUCACCGAUAGACUGAAGAUAAUGUUGAGGGACGAGACAGUGUACUGUGUAUAUUUGAAUGAAUUCAAUUUGGUGUCCACAGCUUUUUCCCUUCAAUGCUCAGAGGCGAAGAGUUGGUAUGAGGCUCUCGAGAAAGCUCGUCAACUCUAUACGCGACUGAAGCAGGGCCAGAAAAGCUGCAUUGAUGGUAAGAGUAUUGGGCAGAGUGUUAAAAAUUCUCCCAAAUCAGCAGGGAGCAGUCAAAGUGGCUCCAUGGAAUUGAAUGAAUUAAGAACUGUUUCAGUGGAUAUUGAGAGAGCGAAUUCCAUGUCAAGUGAGGAGGGUGGUACAGGGACAAAGCCUAAAUUGUUAAACUUACCUAAAAAACCUCACUCUAGCAAAGUUAAUAGUCCAGUGUUGUUUGAAGUGAAACAGAGUGAUAAUAAGGGACAGAGUAUGCCAGAUUUGUAUUCCAGUUUUGUCAGCCAAAGCAGUAGUAAUACCCUCUUGGUACCAGGAACUUCCGCAGCACAUGGUAGCCUUUUGUCUACCAGCUACCGCGGAAUUUCCUAUCCACCUCCCUCUCCCACAAGGGCAACUCUUAAGCGUGGUCUAGCCUUUUCUUUUACAACCAAAAACCCUCCGCUCGUGAAAACAAAGCAUAUCACGUCACAGAACAACCUCAAUUGUGAUCAAAUGCCGGGAACAUCGGUUGGAAAUAUGCAACAACUUCAGAAUCGAAGGGAUCACUUAGAACUCAUCGAACAGUGCAGUCAUCGAGGUAGUGUACAAGAAAGUGAACAACGAAAUGAUCAAGAUCGUUCCCGGAGUUGUGGACAUAGCCCAAAGCGGGAUAAUAGCGCUUCAUCCAAUGUCUCUGUGGAAUGUGAUGGUCUGGAGAGCACGGUAUGAAGAAGACCAAAUUUUAAAAUCAUUGGCCUAAUGUUUUAUCCCAGAAAAACCAUUAUACGUAUCAUUAGACACAGUAGUACCCUCUAACACAUUCCACCCUUUUUAUACUUGUCAUCAAAAGUGACCAAAUACAAGACCCCCUCUAUUUAAUUAGUCCUAAAAUUAACUAAAAUUGUGUGAAAAUUUCCUGAAGGCAAGAAACUUUUUCCCAACGGGGUUUCUUCACUUUGGUCACAAUAAUAUUUGAUCAGUAAAUUUUUUUAAUGAAAGUAGUUAAAAUUAAAUGGUCAGUGAUAUUUUAAUUAUAUUUAUUUUCGAUAAAAUGUAAUUUAUGUAAUUUAUAAAUCAAUUUUGUUUUUGACAGUAUUUUGAGAAGGCUAUUACAGAAAUUAUUCUUCACAAAAUGGAAAAAAAAUCCAAGAAUUUUGCAUUAUUUUAUAAAUUUUUAGGGGAAGUGGGGUGCUUUGAAAUUGAGCUUUUUUCUCCUAUUUUUAAAUGGAUUUGAGCCAUAUCAUGUUGUAAUACAGUUUGAAAGCCCAAUUUCAAAGCUACCUCAGUUCCCCCUAUAACAUUCCAAUUUAUUUCCAGCUAUCGUAUAAUUUUAUUUUUUCUUUUUAGCUGAGAUUCUUUUUUAUAAUCUCAGCUUUUAUGAUCCUAGUUUUUAUUAUUGUCCAAAUUGGGUGAAAUAUUGUUCAAAGUGAAAGAGCCUUUGUUGGAAAAUGGUUACUUAAUGAAAUAAAUGCAUAUAUUAAAAAAAAACUACGCUAUCACACUAGAAUUUUUUUACAUUUUUUUUUUAAAUGAAUUUAGCAUUAAAACUUUGAAAACAACUUAAAAUUUAUCACAGUCUAGAAGCAUUUUGUGAAAAAUUUGUGAAAGUCUAUUAACUCAACUGAUUCUUAAUGCAAAAUAACGCAUAGGAGCAAUUAAUGUGAAAAUUAAAUUGAAUUUACAAAUUGAAAAAUCCUAGUGUGAUGGCACAGAAAUACUACCACAUUUAUAAUAAAAAAGAAACUGAGAAUUACAGGUACGCGUCAAUAAUAAAGUAUCAUCUAAAUGUCUAGCAUAUUUUCUCUAUUCUACACAUAAAAGUGAAGAAAAAUUUAAAAUACCAGAAGUUAGAUUAUCGAACGGACUAUCUGCAUUUCCUAUGUAUAUGCAGUUGCGAAUGAAUGUGAAUACAAAGAACAUACAGUUAAGCCAAUUGCUAAUUCAACCGACUCUAUAGGAGAGAGCGAGGCUAGAUUAGAAAAGGGGCUAUCAAUGGGUCUAACGAUUAAAAUAGUAAAUGAAGUGGAAGAGCAUCACAACUUUAGUAAAUGAAGAAAGUUGUUAUCCGAUAAGAAAUAAGAAAAAUUCUAGUUUACACUACAUUAAAUAAUUCGUUAUUGUUUAUACGUAAAUAUAUUUACAUUGCCCUCCCGAAGUAUAGACUUAAGUGCAAAAUUCCUUAUACAGCAUGCUUGCAAAUUAUUCUAAAACAUAUCGUAAUUAAAUUACUACUUCUAGGCCCCCAUGGUGCAAAUUCGUUACAUAAUUAUUAAAUAACAACCUUUAUUUUAACAAAAUUUAAUAAAAAGUUACGAUUUGUUGAAGCUUUUUCAUAAGUAAAGUUGAUGUAGGUAGUUGUUUAAUUUUUUUUUUUAAUUAUAAAUACACAAGCAAAGCAUCCCAACUUUGCUAAUAAAAUAACUAAUUUUGCACUUUAGAAGUAUAGUAUCGACCAAAAAUUUUUAACAAAAAAUCCGGAAAUCGGGUGAAAUGGAAAUAAUAAUAAGAAAAAUACCUUUUAAAAUUUUUGUUUUUGUCUGUAAUCCAUAAUUAUUGUUGAUGCAUUUCAAAAAUUUAUUUUAUUUAAUAUCGUAUCAAAAAUAUUGUUUUCCAAGAAUUAAUCGUUUUUAUCGGCUAAAAGUUUCUGGUCACAUUUGAAAAACUUAGUUAAGUUACUUUGAAAAAUAGAUCAUGGGACAGGAUAGCGAUCAGAUCAGUGAGAUGUUUCUAAGGUUACUAUUCUCAAAGCCCCAUGCACCAUCACGCUCUUACUUCAUUGCCGUUAAUCCAGGAGUACAGGAUCCGGAAAAUCCUGUACUCCGGAAUUGGAUAGAGAGAACUUUGAUUAAAAGGUUACCACAAAAAAGUAUCAUAACCCGUAAUACAGUUCAUACAGUUCCUACAGUUCUCCUUUUCGAAUUAUACUGCCGUUCGAAUUUAAAAUCUGAGCGUAAAGGUGCGUAUAGUCUGAAAGAUUCGAAAUUAAACAAAGAAAACUUUAUUUUCAGACACUCCCACUACCAAAGACUUCCAAGCACUUCAUUUUCAGCUGUACACCACUUACGACCCUAAUAUCUUAUCCUUAGGUCAGUUCUCUCUGAUAUACCUUCGAAUCGAUACAGAACUUUCAAAUCGGAAAGAACUCUCAAAUCGGGAAGGUUAUUACUCAACGAGAGAUUUUUUUGCAUGGUCUUUGGGUGUUUACUGGUGUACUAGCGAUUAACUCAAUUAAUAAAUCAUAAAAAAAACAUUUAAAAACCGAAAAUUGGAAAAGAAGUGCGCUUUUUACAUCUAACAUCUAACAUGAGUUACAAGCAUACGGAUAAAUCAAAAGUGUAAAUACGAGAAAGAUAUAUCAUUUACGGAUACUUAACCAGUUCAUUACUGAUUUGAAGGCCUUUCCAAAAAAUCAAAACUUCAUCAAAUCGGUAGAAAAUAGGCUCUUCAAAGUAGUUAAACUUUUUCCUUAAAAAAAUUCAAGAUGGUUUUUUUUUAGAUUAUACGUAUUGGACGAAAUGUUCAUCUGGACCACCUCCAAAACCUAUUCAAAAAUAAAAGAAAUCGUAUGAGCUGUUUUCGAAAUAAACCGAAAAAACACGGUUUUGAAGGUGAUGGACGGGGGUAGAGAAAAAGGAAGAAAAAAAACGUCUGAAGAUAUUGUUUAUUUUUUUUAUUGCGGGUCACCGAAGGCCGGAAGUUGAUAUCUUUUUCCGUUUAAGCUCCAGGACGGUGACAAAUUGAAAAGAAGUUGAUUACACAACCGCUCUCUCUUUGAGUUCGAGCAGUGAUAAUAACUUUUAAUUUACAUUUUGCUUUUAUGACUUUUAUGUGUAGAAAAGAGGCAAAUAUUCCGCAAAUUAAUAGAUGUUAAAUCAUAAACGAAUGUAAGCAUUCUUGUCAUAUAUUUAUUUGUUAUCAAGCGGUGCUAAUUCAUAGCAAAAGACACAUAUUUUCACCAAUUUUUUAUACACAAUAUCAUACAAUGAAGAGAUUUUAAAAUAUAAUGCUUAAAUUGUAAUACAAACUUUCUGUUGUAAUAUAGGUAGUACAAUAUAUUUUUUAGUCUAAAAAUAUCUUACCUAAUUAUGUUUAUGAGGGCUAAGUAUCAAAAGUUCAGUUAUUAGAAAACAUGGGUAAUUUGAAUUGAGAUGAAUGUAAAUACUUUAAGAGACAUCCUAUACAAAUUCUAAAAAAAAUAUAGAACAUUUCAGAUAGA